AUGAGCAAGCAUAUAUGGCCAUUGAGCCCGCCUCAAAAGGCAAGGAUUAAUGAAUGUGUCCACGAGCUAACCGAUCGUGAGAUUAAAAACGACGACAUACUGCAGACCAUCUCGCUGCCUCAGGUCAAUGUGCUAAUACUGAUGACUCCCGCCAGAGUGCUGGUCUAUAACAUGAAGCCAUUGGCCUUAGUAGCGAGUCAUGAAAGGAGUUCUGAGUCCAUAUCGGAGUUCGGUUUGAAUAGAUCUAUUACUCCGUCAACUGCAUUGGAUAGGGAUGUCAAUGGCCUGCUUUCUCAACAAGAGUCCUAUAGUUUGAUCUGGAACCAAGGAAAGGUGGUCUUUUACGUAGUGACAGAACGAAAUUUCAUUCUCUCAUACCAAAUAUUGAAAAGCUCGACAAAUCUGACAACUUUUAAAGAAUAUGGUAUACCCGUGAUUGACGUGGGGAAGAUAAGGGAAGAUAUUGAUCACGACUUUGAUGAUACAUUGGAUAACGAUACUCUUACGGUAUUCGAAAGGAAUAAGGCGUCCCGAAUUAUACAAAAUGGUUACACUGUGACAAAGGAUAAGGGGUUUCUACAGUUCUUGUCGGUUAAUCAAGAUAAUAUCAAUGAACUGCCAGUAAAAAAGCUUGAACUACGGUUGAAAGUUGUCCUAAAGUUUGACUAUCAAAUCAUAGAUCUAUUCGGCUUCAAACGUUUAUUAGAGGGUAAUAAGAGCAAGGCGGAAGAGAGUCUGCUGGUUUUGUUUCCCCAUGGUUUACAGUUAUUGAGCCUUGAAGAGUUCAAAUUGAAGAAGACCUCUCUCGUUGAGUUGACCAAUGGGAAAGAAAUAUGUUUCAACGCAGGUCAUCUGAUUGUUAUUUCAAAGGAAUCCGAAGAGGAUAUAUCAAUCAACGUUAUUGAUUUCAGCAAUAAAAAGGUGAAAUCGAACAGGCUGGAAGUGCGAGGCACCCUUCUGUCUUGCUUCGAAUUAAGGAAGAGGUUGGCCCUCAUAUUUGAAGACAGGAUCAUAUAUUUCAAUACCACAACUAAUCAAGUUGACUACUCAUACGACCCCCCGUUUAGGAUUAAGCUCGGUGGAAAAUUGAGCGAUGAAAUGCUUCUCAUGAUAUCCACCGCAAAUUCGGUACACUUUGUUACUCCACUAGGUAAUUCUCUAUUUUCGUCCUCAGCAGAUUCUGACCUGGAAAAGCCACCAACAACACUUGAAUACUCCGAUUUCGCUUACGUAGACAAAUUCCUAGUCCUUGUCUCUCAUUCGGGGAACUAUGAGGUAUGGAAUUUAUGGGAGGAAGCUAAACAGACAUUCUCUGAUAGCCGUUCACCAGUCUCGUACGUUCUGCAUAACAACAACAACGACGUUGCCAUAUAUUCGCCUCUAGGAAGCUCGCCUGUACGAAACGACUCUAUGCAAAUGGUCAAGCUCCCUACGAAGACCAUCAACAAUUGUGUAUCUCAAAUUAAGGUUAAUUCCAACCUAAAAAUGAUGGCCGUAUACGUAUCGAACAAAAACAUUCUGUUGAUACAUAACCUCGAGACAAACGCAUGGUACGAUUUCAACGAUCUAACGAUUAUAGAUAUGCAUUGGCUUUGCAGCUCAUAUUUGCUUUGUCAAAUCAAGACAGAAGAUUGGGCAACAUCUGUUCAAUGUUUCCGCUUCCAUCUGCAAGGUCUAGAUACGUCUGAUAUCUCGAAAUACCGUGUCUGGGAAUACGAAAUACCAACAUCAGUUCCAGUUUUAAAGGUUAAGGUCAAUGUGUCGAGCAAAUACAGGUUGCUGAAGCUUAAAUCACGAGAGAGCCCUGAACUUGAGAAAUAUGGCGAAAAGUUUUAUAGAACGGCAGAGAUAAUCAUUGUUACGGAAAACCAUAUUUCGAUUUUUGCCGUCCUCUCUAUUAUCCACCCUAGCGGUGUAAACAUUAUCAAGAAGUUUCACGAGCAAGCAAAAAUCGAACUGCCUGCCGCUUUUUCAGCCGACUCAAUCGAAUGGAUCACUUCUUUCAAGGAUGGACUAAUAUAUCUCUACGAUGACAAAAUUAUCAAGACUGCGACCACGGACGCCCAGAAUUGGCGAGAAGAUAUUCUAUUAAGAGAUGUGGAGAGAAUAAUAGAUGUGGUAUUUGAUGAGAUAUACUUUGUUUGCAAAACCCAAGAACUUUUCUAUAAGAUGGAUGACCUUUGGGAAGGAAAGCCACCUAUGCUCUCGAUCCCAUUAGAGGAUGACUUUUAUCCCAUUUCGGUCACAUCUGAGACCACAACAACCCAUGGCUUAAAUUGCCUCUACCAUGAGGACUAUGUCAAACUGGUUCUUAAACACAAGAUUUACUUGGAUCAGAUUAUAGCAGCCAAGAUGGACCAGAAUGUAGACCCGAAGGAUAUCAUGGCGGAAUUCGGCUCAAUCAGGCAUUACAAAUUUGCGCUCGAAAAAAUAUUGUCACUCAAAAUACUGGCCAGCGAACCUUUAAAUCAGAUUGUAGAGUUGGUUAAGCUUUGUGACGCUCCGUUGGGCUCCGAUAUGACUACACAUAAUAAUCAAAACGGCUCAUUGGAAAUCAUCAGCAAUUGUUUGAGAAAGAUUGAAAUCAAGCACUGGAAUCAAUUGUUUACCAGUCUUAAGAUGACGCCUCGUGAUUUACUAGCUAGAUGUCUCGAGGGCAAUGAGGCUAAGAUCCUAGGAGUGUUGUUAUUGGUAUUCCUCAAUUACGACGCUGAACUAGUAGAGGAUUUGAGAAAUGAUGAAAUACCCGAGGAAGAAGAGGGGCAAAACAAUUCAGAGUUCCCGGAUUCUUCAGUCGUUGAUCUUAUCAGAGAUCAAGAGAUGAUGUUGAGAGUGUUAAGGCUUCUUGUCACCAGCGGGGCCAAUGCGACUGAUAGCACCAAGGCGGCCGACUCUUGGGACAUGUGCUUUCAACUGAUGAGACUGUUGAAAGAACUAGAUAAAGAGAAUAAUACUCAUCUAGUUCAACAAGCACUGGAUAUGCUUCAGUAA
Molecule: messenger RNA, 2991 nt
Organism: Torulaspora delbrueckii
Lineage: Eukaryota; Fungi; Ascomycota; Saccharomycetes; Saccharomycetales; Saccharomycetaceae
Gene: RIC1
Product: Ric1p
Exons: 1
Coding region: 1-2991 (996 amino acids)
Biological process (GO): retrograde transport, endosome to Golgi; intracellular protein transport
Cellular component (GO): Ric1-Rgp1 guanyl-nucleotide exchange factor complex; Golgi membrane; cytosol
Source: RefSeq, a predicted model, not a curated record